CUGCGUUCACAUAAACGAAUCUUACAGACAUUGAUCAAGCUGGCCGCUGGGAAGACCGAUGCGCUCAUCCAGGCGCUGAUCAUUGUCGGUGGCGAGCGUUCCAUCUGUGGCGGUCUAGCGGCGCGUCGUAAUAUUGAAAUGAUCGCGGCAGCAGAAUUCCAGAAUCUUGUUCAACACAAGCUUUUCGGCUACAUUCCACCGAUUGUUUUCGGAAAUAUCAUUGCAAGGUAUCAGCAGCACCAGACUAAAAUUCUCUAA
Messenger RNA from Gongylonema pulchrum, 258 nucleotides. NCBI's taxonomy places the organism in Eukaryota, Metazoa, Nematoda, Chromadorea, Rhabditida, Gongylonematidae. The record is from the annotation of a GenBank genome assembly.